Molecule: messenger RNA, 4473 nt
Organism: Hydatigera taeniaeformis
Lineage: Eukaryota; Metazoa; Platyhelminthes; Cestoda; Cyclophyllidea; Taeniidae
Source: the annotation of a GenBank genome assembly
AUGAACUUGAAAUCGAGCGAUAUUGAACAGCUCCUUACCGUCUGCCCCAAGAGUCUUGAUCCCUGGACUCUGGAACCACUGCUCUCUGUUGCUUUUUUUGACCCACUGGUUAACCAGGAGGAACUUCCUCUUUCCAAGGCGCAGCCACCCAUUUCAUUUCCCGAUCCCUCUCUCCCUCUUGCUCAUUUCGAGGCUGAGGUACCUCGUGAUUUUGACAGUGGCGAGGUCGUCGACGAUUACAUAGUCUGCUCUUGCUCUGGCAAUCUGUUCGCUUCAGACGCAAGUUCAAACUCAAAUCUAUCAGCUCAGGGAUCGUCAAAGGCGGACCCAUUUCUAGCGGACAUUUGUAAACUACUUUCGCCAUACGGCAGUAGUGAUGGCGAAAGUCUUCUGAAAGAGCACUUUGUCAAUGUUCCCACAGCUUCGGCAAACGGUUUGGUUGAUAGUUAUCUCUCACUCUGCUCUGAGGAAUUUCUCUCGCUUUGUGCUCAAUCCAGACAGGAAUCGGCAAGUUGCGCAGGUGACCUUAAGUCAGAGAGCAAAGGAAAAGAGGACAAGGAAGAAAAGAAGGAUACGGCUCAUCUUGAAACUCCAACAAAGUUGGAGGAGCGAUUGCACCAGUUCAGCAAUGAGUUAACUUCGCAUGCAGUGCUAGAGAGUAACAUCGAAGUGUUGGGGCCUUUGGCGGAGCUGAUUCCCGACCCGGCUUUUGAGUGGCCAUUUGAGCUGGACACCUUCCAGAAGCAGGCAAUCCUCUGCCUGGAGCGGAACCAAUCGGUCCUCGUGGCGGCACACACUUCGGCAGGUAAAACGGUGGUUGCAGAAUAUGCAUGUGCCAUGUGUAAACGCCGCGGCUCCCGGGCCAUAUACACCAGCCCCAUCAAGGCUCUCUCAAACCAAAAAUUUCGUGACUUCAGGCAGACUUUCGGGGAAGACGUGGGCCUGCUAACAGGUGACAUCAAGGUGGCCACGAAGUCAAGUGUCCUCGUAAUGACCACGGAGAUUCUACACAAUAUGCUCUGCAACUCGGCUGAUACCAUCCGCGACCUCGAGAUUGUCAUCAUGGAUGAGGUAGUUCUCUCUCUCCCUGUACACUACAUGAACGACAAGGAUAGAGGCCAUGUGUGGGAGCAAUUGAUGAUUCUACUACCACAACAUGUGUUGCUGGUGUUGUUGAGCGCCACAUUGCCCAACGCCCUCGAGUUUGCUGACUGGUUGGGCCGCAUCCGUGGCGGUACCACUAUUCAUGUCUGUCAGACGCACCGGCGUCCCGUUCCCCUCGAACACCACGUCUACACCGGCUGCGACUCCGUUACCCGUGAGAAUGUCUACCUUGUAGUUGACAAAGAGGGUCGGUUCAAUCGCGAAGGUGAUGCAUCUCCCUCCUUCUACAUCUUUCCCACUUCUCCACAUUGUUACCAGGAUGCUAAGAACUCGCUGAUUAAACCCAAAAAGGUGAACAAGCAGGGCAACAUUUCCAAGACUGCGGUAUUUGUUGAUGCUGCUGAUUCCAAUGAAAUCGUUCACAAAGUGGCUAAGCAGAAGCCCAAGUCUCAGUUUACUGGGGGUAAGGUCAACACCCCAGCAGCCGCGGAGGGUUACAAUCGUAGUGGCAAGUCUGACAUAACGGUUUGGUCCGGAUUGAUUCGCAUGCUGCAGGAGCAUGAGCUCAUGCCCGUCAUUGUUUUCUGCUUCUCGCGUGCUAAAAUCAACAACCUCGUGCAGUGUCUCGACUCUAUUGAUCUCCUCAACAAGUGUAGGUCUUCAUCCUUUCUUUUCUUUAGUUGGCCUUGUUACAAAAUUAGUCGCACUAAUAAACGGUUAAAAGCAGUCAUGUCCAGGAAUCAAAUGUAUAGGAAUAAUAGAGGAUAUUCUCUACUCUUCAUAAAUUUAAAACCUUCGGAGAAGAACAAGGUAGUGACGUUCCUACGCGCCGCCAUAGGGCCUCGACUGAAGGGCUCUGACAAGCUACUUUCUCAAGUUAUUCUUGUUCGCAGUCUUACGCUCCGCGGCAUUGCCAUCCAUCACGCUGGCAUGCUGCCUCUCCUCAAGGAGGUCGUCGAGAUGCUCUUUCAACAGGGUUUGGUGCGAAUUCUCUUCGCCACAGAGACCUUUGCUAUGGGUGUCAAUAUGCCUGCUCGCUGCGUUGUCUUUACGGCUAUUCAAAAACACGAUGGCGACCAGCGCAGACCUCUAACUGCAGGCGAGUACACCCAGAUGGCGGGACGAGCAGGUAGACGAGGCUUAGAUUCUACUGGAACAGUGAUCAUAAUGGCGAACAACUGUGACAGCCCUAUGCCCACUGACCUGCAGCUGCAGCAGAUGCUCCUCGGUCAGGCCACUAAAUUGACGUCCCGCUUCAAAGUCACCUACUCCAUGAUUCUCUAUCUUCACCGUGGCAAUCUUCAGACACCUCAGGAACUCAUUCACCAGAGCUUUAUGUACGCGAAUGAUCUGCGCUAUGAGUUGGUACGAAAGCGGCAACUGAGUUGGUUGCGGCAGUUGGUAAACGCGUCAACGGUACGGAAAGCAUCGGCUCAGAUCACUAUCAGUAAGGUAGCGCCUGUUGCUAUCUCGAAUCAAGUCGAUGACGACGCGAUCCUUGAUUGCGCAGCGGUACGCUGUCCUACUCACCCUCUCGACUCCCAGGACUCGGCUAUGAUGCCCUGUAUCGAAGCGAUUGCCGGUUAUUACCUUUCGUGCUGUCGUUGGCGUGAGCUCUCAUUUGUGUGUUCGAGUGCUGUGGGGAACCAGCCGCUGUCGACACUUAGCAAAGUCUUCCCUCCCGGUCGCCUGGUGCUGCUUCAACUUUCCGCUGAGUCGAUGCGUUCAGCUGCGCAGAGCAUGUCUGGUGGACGUUUUGCUACCCAUAUUGGCUCUACAUGCGUACCCAAUUGGAUCACUGUGGGCGUUGUUCUUGAGAUUACAAGAGUUACCAAUGUAUUAACGCUCACAGUAAUCACCUGGGAACUGCCACCUUCGCCAGUGGAGGAUUGUACAACAACAAUUGGAGGGUCUGCAGAGGAGGAGGACAUUCUUGUAGAUGGGGAAAAACCACAGUACGGAUGUACACCCUUUCCACCACAUUUGAUGCCAAAGUACUGCCCUAAAUCACAAGAAGAAAGUAAAUCUCGUCUAGUUGUGCUAACUGAGGUACCGUUGACGGCAUUACUGGGUGUCAGUUGCAGCACUAUAGAAGGCGCUAGCGACAAAACCUUUGUAGAGACCGUGUUGCGCGACCUCACUCGGUUCCGUCAGCAACAGAUGGCCUCUUCUGAGGGUCUUUUCGUAGUUGCGCGCAAGAAGCGCGACGAUACUGACGACACAGGCGCUCUUGGUGUGCGGCGACAACAGAUCUCUCCUCUUUCUAUCGCCAACGAGGCUCUCUUUGUUGCCGCUACCGCCAUGGCCACCUCCGUAGAUGAUAUUGGAGGCUUUGAGAACAUCCCAUUCUGGCAGCACCUCGGCUUAGAUGGCUCUGAGGCGGAAGAGUGGAUGGCGCUAACAGAGGAGCUAACCGCUGCCCCCGUCAAGCAUCACCUCUCGUCCCAAGUAUCCACCUGUCCAAAUCUCGUUGCCCAUCUGAGUCUCAUGCAUCGGGUCACACGGCGCCGCUGGGCUAUUAAACGUCUCAAUGCAAAGCUAAGCAGGAGCCAAGAUGCUAUUCUCCAUGAUUACGAGGCUCGAGUCCGUGUCCUUGAAGAACUCGGCUUUCUCGACAAGGAUACUCGAUCUGGAUGUCUCACUCGCAAGGGUAUAGUGGCCUGUGAAUUGCAGCAGAUGGAGGUGUUGCUGUCUGAGGUCCUUUUUGAUGGCUCUAUAAUUCAGCUCUCGCCUCCAGACAUUGCUGCUCUCCUCUCAUGCUUCGUUUGUGAAUCUGGAAUGGUUGGUGGUGGCAGUAGCUGUGGUGGCUUUGGGACAAUGGUGUUGAAAAAUGAGUCUAUUGCGCCUCAUGUGGCCCUUGCUCCCCGUAAGGAGGUAGAGAACACAGGUACUACCUUCACCUGUGACCCAUGUGAUCUCUCUCUCCUGCCCAUUACCGUGCCUGAACACCUUCAAUCAACAGUUCGUCUCAUGCUCGCCAAGGCUGAACAGUUGCAGCGACUGCAACUAGAGUGCGGUGUACAUGAUGCAGACGCGGACACGAGACUGAACCCGGUACUGGUGGGCGCAACAUUCGCGUGGGCUUCCGGGCAACCCUUCUCGGCAGUGAUGGGACUGAUAAAUACGAGUGGGGUUGAUGUGCCUGAAGGUCACGUACUGCGCGCGCUACAACGCCUUGACGAGCUUCUGCGCCACGUCUGCUCAGCAUGCCGCGGCCUAGGCGACCAAACUCUGGCUGGGCGCAUUGAUGCAGCUCACCUCGCUGUGCAUCGCGACAUGGUCUGUGCACCUUCCCUCUACGUUGCUAACGAAAUCUCCCCCACUGAUUACGAUACCUCUCUACAGGAAAUAGAACAGCACCAGGCGUAA